Stereum hirsutum FP-91666 SS1 is the source of this 906-nucleotide messenger RNA. Its product is annotated as aromatic compound dioxygenase. Gene Ontology annotation, molecular function: catechol 1,2-dioxygenase activity; ferric iron binding. The transcript has 6 exons. Gene Ontology annotation, biological process: catechol-containing compound metabolic process. The coding region runs from base 1 to 906 and encodes 301 amino acids. Lineage: Eukaryota; Fungi; Basidiomycota; Agaricomycetes; Russulales; Stereaceae. The record is from RefSeq and is a predicted model, not a curated record.
AUGCACAGUGUGAACUCCCUCCACCAAACCCUCACCUCCUCCCCUCGCAACCUCGAGAUAUUCACCUCCCUGGUGAACCAUCUCCACGCCUUCGCCCGCGAGACCCAGCUCACGCAUGCCGAGUGGGACAAAGCGAUCAAGUUCUUGACGCGUACGGGGAAGGAGAGCACGGAGUUCAAGAACGAGUUUGUCUUAUUGAGUGAUUGUCUGGGGUUCAGUGUUCUGGUGGAUGAGUUGGAGCAUCCAAGGCCGGAGGGAUGCACCCUCUCUUGUGAACCCGGUCCCUUCUGGACGACCGAUGCUCCUCUCGUCCCCUCUGGCUCCCUCCUCGCGAAACCCUCCACAGAAGGCGAACCGCUCUUCUUCUCUGCCACGGUCAAGAAUACGAAGGGAGAGCCAAUAGAGGGGGUCAUCGCGGAGGUGUGGCAAGCAGACGGGGAAGGCGCCUACGACGUUCAAGAUCCUAACCGGGACGGCGCGGACGAUAGGGGAAGAAUCAUAGCUCAAAAGGAUGGAUAUUUCUGUUACAAGGCGGUUCUGCCGACUGCAUAUCCCAUCCCGGGCGAUGGUCCUACCGGCGAUUUGUUGCGCGCGUUGGGCAGACAUCCGCAUAGGGCUUCGCACUUACAUUUCACAAUCACCGCUCCGGGAUAUGAUUCCUUAACAACAGCACUCUACCCCUCCCAUUCCCCCUUCCUCGGCACGGACCCCGUUUUCGCGACUAAGAAAUCCUUGAUAUGUGAUCUGAGCGAGGAGCGAGAUGCGAAGAAGUGGGCAGAGCUGGGAUGGGAAGCCGGAGAAGAAAAGGUGCAGGAGAGGGUGUGGAAGUGGAACUAUGGGUUCGUAUUGGCGAGUGAGGAGGAGGUCAAAGAGUUGAAGGCCAAGCAGGCGAAGGCGAAGAAUUAG